AGAGGCCAGUGGCGAGAAAAAGUUGUCUGUCGCUGGUGCGUUGUUGCUUUUUGCUGGAGCAUGGGCCCCCUACUCCUCGUGGUCUUUUAUCACUAUCUGUACCAACACUGCACCCAUGAGACAUCGGAUGGAAAAGCGAUGAAGGAAGGCCAGGAGGAACAAAAGAAAAAAACGGACAGGGAAGGAGAAGAGCUUGAGAAUUGCAACAAAAGGAGGAGAAGAAACUCCGUUUUUGCCUCUGCGAAGUUUCCCUUCUUCUUCAACAAGGGCGGAGUCAAAACGCAUGGCUCUCCUCACCACAAGAGAUCUCAUCCAGGAGACCCAGAGGAUUCAGAUGUUUGUUCGACUCCGCGGACAUAAGAACAAAACUGCGAUCGGACAUCAACUAAAAAGGCGCCAAAAAACAAUCUUUUAAUGAGAUUCUUGCGUGUGCAUCGUGGACAAUUGGAACAAUUUUCCGUUCGAGUGCAUUUUCGAAUCACAUCAGAGAGACAAAAGCCUCAAGAACAUUGUGCUGUGAAGUGAUUUAAUUGAGGAAGUUCCAGUUAAUCCUCUUAGUUAGAAUUGUUUCCAACCCUUAAGAACUUCCUCCCAAACUCCCUUGCAAUUGAUUGAUUUUUCUGAGUUUUCGAUGCCGUAGAAGCCUCUCCGUGAAUCCUUUAUAGUCCCAAAUCCAAGGAUAAGCUGAGAGAAUUAUGUAGAGUAGAUGAGUUUAUUAGUGGCAAUUAGUAGAUUAUUUUAGGAGUGACCGUUUGAAACCAGUCGCUUGAAACUCCCAUGAGAUCUCAUUGAAUCUGCAGCUUGUGUAUUGCUUUGCAAAUUGCCUCAAGGGCUUUUUAGGUUUUUAGUAAAGUGCGCAAAAUUUGAAUGUGCCUCAAUUCGUCCCCAAUAAUGGACCAAACGUCUUCGGGAGCAAUUUCUACGACAAGUGGAAGCGUCAUAGUGCAACAAUUGAGUACCACCAGCAAUCCAUCCGACGCUGAAGUUAGUCUGGCUGGGAUUGCCAUCCCUGAGUCUACAAGUCGCGUCACCAGUCAUCCACCAUCCACCAAUCUUCCGGCAACCCAGCAGAGUCCAUCGACAGCAGCCACAGCUCUCAGUCCUCCGGGAAAAGUCUUCGGACGCAAUUACAACGGAACAAUGGUGAUCACCUCGACGCCCUCCAACGAAGCUGAACUCCAGCUCUACAGAGUCCUCCAGAGAGCCAGUCUUCUCAUCUACUAUGACACCCUCCUGGAGAUGGGUGGCGAUGAUGUUCAGCAGCUGUGUGAUGCUGGUGAGGAAGAAUUCCUGGAGAUCAUGGCUCUGGUGGGCAUGGCAUCAAAGCCAUUGCAUGUUCGUCGCCUCCAGAAGGCUCUCCAAGAAUGGGUGACAAAUCCCUCAGCCUUCCAGACUCCUCUGUCCAAUACUCCUGAUCUUCCAAGGACCAUGUACAGCCCUGAGCACACUCAAGGCUCUUCACGGUCUCCCUUCGGAUCCGGUAUCCAUUCCUCCAUGUAUCCCACUUCAGCUAUUUCUUCAUCCUCAACUGCAUCAUCCCUGAUAGCUCCCAACACUGGAGGUGGGAAUUUGUCUCUCAGCAGCAUUGCCAGUGGUCUUGGAGGGCAAAUUGGAGCACUAUCGAGCACUUCUUCCAGCGCCGGAGGACUGGGAUCAGGUGUUCAGCUGACUCCAAGUCUCACAGAGCCACAGAUCAAUAGAAUAACUCAGGCAGCAGAAAGGAUCGCCCAGAGUCCACGGAUAUCUCAGCUUGUGCCACGAUCUCAGAGUUCCAAGAAGCGGUCUUCGAAGGAGCUAGAAGCCGUCAUGGGAAUGAGUGAAUCCGAUCCGAGGAGAAUGGAUGAAAUCCGGAAGUACUCAGCGAUCUAUGGACGGUUUGAUUGCAAGAGACGCCCCGAGAAGCCUCUAACACUCCACGAAGUCUGCGUAAAUGAAGCUGCUGCCCAAAUCUGUCGGUUUGUACCAGCUCUCCUGACCAGACGCGACGAAUUGUUUACACUGGCCAGGCAAGUGGUACGAGCUUCAGGAUUUGGGCACUCGGCGGGAAUUGCACGAUUUGCCAUGAGUCAACAUAUGCCACGAGAAGAGGAGAUAGACACCCCAUCGGCGCCCAAAAAGGCCAGGCUAUCUUCGGGAGGUGGCAGCGAUGGCAACCUGGAGCACGGAAAGGAAAUGUCGGAGAACAAGGAGAAGAUCCUUUCGAUGUAUCAGCGAAUGGGAAAAUCCUUCGAUUUGGCAGAUUCGGCAAAAUUUUCAUUUUUAAAUUUUGCCAGAUAUUCACCAUACUCCAGGCCGGAGUUUGAUGAUGAUUCCCAGUUUUCAUUCAGCAACUCCAACUCACCCCCGUUGCAUGGUAGCAACAAUGGAGGAGAUAUAGAUUCAGAACCCCUGAAUGCAUCAAAUGAGAACAACAAGCACGAUGACAGCAAAGAUCUCCCGCCAUCAUCGCCGGACUCUCAUUCAGAUGGUCCGAUAGGCAUCCAGAUCAUCUCAGCUUCUGGAGGACAUAUAAUCGCCGUGGCCAAUCCGGCUCUUGCCUUGAGCCCAGCUCUGGGAGAGACCAUGAGCGUCAAGCGAGAACGCGAAGUCAUCUCGCCGGACAUCCGAUAGAAAGCCCCCAAAGUCCGAAGGGGGUCGAUCUCACAAAUCGCGCGAGUACCUCAUGUUAGUUUAGGAAGGAUAUAUCGUUAGGUAGGUCAGUUUCAAAGCCAGGAUUAGCAUUAACAGGAACGUUCGGGUGCAAUUAAAAUUUAUUAUUUUCGGUUUAGAAGCAAAAAUUCGGUGUAAUGAAAUUUACAUUUUUUUCGGUUUAACGUAUCUAGUCGAAUUCUAAAUUGUAUUUUGGGAAAAUCGUGAUUAAUUCAUUUUUGCAAAAAGACUUGGAAAUUUUUUAAUUUUUCGCGUGAUGUUUUUUUUGGAAAAAAAAUUAAAAAUAAUUUUGGAAGCAAACAAGAUUGAAUAAUGUGCCUCAUUGUAGCCUAUAUUAAGACUUUUAGAUUUUUAACAAAUUGCUUAGAAUUUAGAUAAAAUGUUUCACAUUCUGUCAUUUAUACAAAACUUUUUAGAUGAAAAUUUUUUAAUUUUUUUACUUUGUUUUUGUUAGAAAACAUCAGUCUGAUUUGUAUCCCUUUCUAAUAAUACCUUCUGUGAUUUUCAAAAAGAAAUCUUUAAAAAUUCUUAUAAAAUGGAAUGAAUCAGAGAUUAUAGUUAGAUUUUAAUUGGAUGAUUUGUGAAAGACAAUAAAGAAAAUUUUAUGAUAAAACCUGUCCAGGAAAGGAGAAAAUUAGUCUUCUGUAUCUCAUAAAUUAAGAUAAUAUACAAUCUUUGCUGGAAAAAAUAGAAUAUUAUUGCAAUAUGACUGAUGCGAUCGUGUAUUUCUGUAUUAAUUUUCUCUGCGUUCGCCAAUAAAUCAAAAUGAAACGGAUGCCACCUUUUAGAGUCAAUAAA
This is a messenger RNA of Phlebotomus papatasi, 3447 nucleotides long. It is a transcript of the gene nab, whose product is annotated as NGFI-A-binding protein homolog. The transcript has 8 exons. NCBI's taxonomy places the organism in Eukaryota, Metazoa, Arthropoda, Insecta, Diptera, Psychodidae. Gene Ontology annotation, cellular component: nucleus. Gene Ontology annotation, molecular function: transcription coregulator activity; transcription factor binding. The record is from RefSeq and is a predicted model, not a curated record. Bases 868 to 2610 code for a protein of 580 amino acids. Gene Ontology annotation, biological process: negative regulation of DNA-templated transcription.